Messenger RNA from Chionomys nivalis (European snow vole), 2011 nucleotides. RefSeq names its product glutaminyl-tRNA amidotransferase subunit QRSL1 (gene Qrsl1). Gene Ontology annotation, cellular component: glutamyl-tRNA(Gln) amidotransferase complex; mitochondrion. Bases 111 to 1685 code for a protein of 524 amino acids. Gene Ontology annotation, biological process: mitochondrial translation; glutaminyl-tRNAGln biosynthesis via transamidation. Gene Ontology annotation, molecular function: glutaminyl-tRNA synthase (glutamine-hydrolyzing) activity. The record is from RefSeq and is a predicted model, not a curated record. The transcript has 11 exons. NCBI's taxonomy places the organism in Eukaryota, Metazoa, Chordata, Mammalia, Rodentia, Cricetidae.
GAAGAGGCCCGUGAGGAUCCAAGAUGUCUGCGCCCAUGCACUGCUAGUGGCAGACGGCGACUUCUUCCUCUGCUCCGGGCCCCUCUAGUACCGGGCUGAACCCGAGGACUAUGCUGGGCCGGACUCUCCGAGAAGUUUCUGCAGCACUGAAACAGGGCCGAGUUACACCAACAGAGCUCUGCAAGAAAUGUCUCUCCCUCAUCAAGAAGACCAAGUAUUUAAAUGCCUACAUUACUGUAUCAGAAGAGGUAGCCUUAAAACAAGCUGAAGAAUCAGAGAGAAGAUACAAACAAGGUCAAUCACUUGGAGAUUUAGAUGGAAUUCCCGUUGCCGUAAAAGACAACUUCAGCACAGCUGGCAUUGAGACAACAUGUGCAUCAAACAUGCUAAAAGGUUAUAUACCACCUUACAAUGCCACGGUAGUUCAGAAGUUGUUGGAUCAGGGAGCUCUACUCAUGGGGAAAACAAAUUUAGAUGAGUUUGCUAUGGGAUCUGGAAGCACAGAUGGUGUGUUUGGACCAGUUAAAAACCCCUGGAGUUAUUCAAAGCAACACAGAGAAAGGCGGCGACAUGAUGAGCAUGACGAUUCCCAUUGGCUGAUAGCUGGAGGGAGCUCAGGUGGCAGUGCGGCUGCUGUGGCAGCGUUCACGUGCUUCGCGGCUCUAGGAUCAGAUACUGGAGGGUCCACCAGAAACCCUGCUGCCCACUGUGGGCUUGUUGGUUUCAAGCCAAGUUAUGGCUUAGUUUCCCGUCAUGGCCUCAUUCCCCUGGUGAAUUCGAUGGAUGUGCCAGGAAUCUUCACCAGAUGUGUGGAUGAUACAGCUAUCGUGUUAGGUAUACUGGCUGGACAUGACCCCAAAGAUUCCACCACAGUACAAGAUCCUAUUAAACUAUCCAGGAUUCCCAGUGAGGUGGAUGUGAGCAGACUGUGCAUAGGAAUUCCAAAGGAAUAUCUGGUACCAGAGUUGUCGAGUGAGAUACGGUCUCUCUGGUCCCAAGCUGCUGACCUCUUUGAGUCUGAGGGUGCCAAAGUGAUUGAAGUCUCCCUGCCACACACCUGCUACUCAAUAGUCUGCUACCAUGUGCUGUGCACAUCAGAAGUGGCAUCGAAUAUGGCAAGAUUUGAUGGGCUACAAUAUGGUCACAGGUCUGGCAUUGAUGUGUCUACUGAAGCCAUGUAUGCUGCAACCAGACAAGAAGGGUUCAAUGACGUGGUGAGGGGAAGAAUUCUCUCAGGAAACUUUUUCUUAUUAAAAGAAAAUUAUGAAAAUUAUUUCGUCAAAGCGCAGAAAGUGAGGCGCCUCAUUUUAAGGGACUUCGUGAAUGUUUUUGAUUCUGGUGUGGAUGUCCUGCUAACUCCCACCACCCUGACUGAGGCAGUGCCAUACUUGGAGUUCAUCAAAGAGGACAACAGGACGCGGAGUGCCCAGGAUGAUAUUUUUACACAGGCUGUAAAUAUGGCAGGCUUACCAGCAAUGAAUGUCCCUGUGGCCCUCUCAAACCAAGGGUUACCAAUAGGACUGCAGUUCAUUGGACGAGCAUUUUGUGACCAGCAGCUUUUGACAGUUGCAAAAUGGUUUGAAAAACAAGUACAGUUUCCUGUUAUUCAGAUGCAAGACCUCAUGGAUGAUGGCUCGUUGGUUCUUGAAAAUGGAAAGUUAACUUCUGUUUCUCUAACCCAAUAGUGAUCAACACUGGGCCUCUGGCUUGCCAGGCAAGCCCUCUGCCAUUGGACUGAACCCCCACCAUUGGAUCAUGCCGUUCACCUGACUCUUAAGAGCGUCUGUUCUCUAGAGUGCCCAGUGAUCUUGCUCAGCCCUGUGAUUAGGUCAUUGUCGACACUGUCUGUCCUGGGAAUCACUUCUUCAAAUCCCUGUGAUGUUGUUCAUUGUAAUGUUUAUACAUUCAUUAAAUAACAGUUCAAUUCAAGUAUUGAAUCUUACUUUAACACAAAAAUUCAAGGUCAUAAAAACAAUGCACUCUGCAUAAUUUUCAUUACAAAGAACAGAAA